AUGUCAUUUAGCGGGCACACUUCUUCAGAUGAUGAGGAUUUUAAAAAAGUAACCGAGGCCAAUUUCCAGAAAAUCCGCAGUAAAUCCACUAAGAUUGGCUACCUGGAUGGGGUAUCGGACGGGCAUGAACAAAGUUUUCAAACAGCUUUUGACCAGGGGUAUGCUGAUGGCCUGCGAGCAGGCUUUGAGCUCGAAAAGUACCGUGCAUUUUUCGAUAACUUAAAUACUUUAAAUAAUCAAAAUGAAGAGUUAAAUAAAGAAAAAUUGUUAUAUUUAAACAUUGGGACAGACAGCAGUCAGUACCGGUUUUCUGAACAAAACAAAGAACCCCUAAGUACAAUUAGCAAUCAUCAAAACUGUUAUGUGGAUACAUGUUUGGGGCAGUGCGAGCAAACACUGCCACUAACAACUAAUUUAUUAGCGUCGCAAAAUGUAGAGUAGAAAUUAUUUUACGAUUUCUUAUAAUAAAAAUAAGCGAUUUU
Anastrepha ludens (Mexican fruit fly) is the source of this 482-nucleotide messenger RNA. RefSeq lists its product as uncharacterized. NCBI's taxonomy places the organism in Eukaryota, Metazoa, Arthropoda, Insecta, Diptera, Tephritidae. The coding region runs from base 1 to 441 and encodes 146 amino acids. The record is from RefSeq and is a predicted model, not a curated record. The transcript has 2 exons.